Messenger RNA from Cornus florida, 360 nucleotides. RefSeq names its product 4-diphosphocytidyl-2-C-methyl-D-erythritol kinase, chloroplastic/chromoplastic-like. Gene Ontology annotation, cellular component: chloroplast. The transcript is spliced from 3 exons. Gene Ontology annotation, molecular function: ATP binding; 4-(cytidine 5'-diphospho)-2-C-methyl-D-erythritol kinase activity. NCBI's taxonomy places the organism in Eukaryota, Viridiplantae, Streptophyta, Magnoliopsida, Cornales, Cornaceae. The record is from RefSeq and is a predicted model, not a curated record. Bases 1 to 360 code for a protein of 119 amino acids.
AUGAUAGAAGAUGUCACUCGCGAGGUACUAGAAGACAUGGUUUACCAGUUCUACCUUGUAAAUGAGAAUCCUGAGACCACCCAAGGAUUACCCACCUUUGAUAGAAGCGAAUUAGCAGAGGAAAGUACUAGUCCUCCUGGAUUUUGUUUUCCAAUAAAGCUGGACAAUGUACCUACAGGGGCUGGGCUUGGUGGUGGAAGCAGUAAUGCUGCAACUGCUCUAUGGACGGCAAAUCAAUGCGGUGGUUGUGUAGCCACUGAAAAGGAACUCCAAGAAUGGUCAAGCGAGAUUGGUUCAGAUGUUCCUUUCUUCUUCUCCUAUGAAGCAGCCUAUUGUACUGGUAGAGGUGAGUAUACAUAG